AUGUCGAUGCCGGAUGCGUCGUCCAGCUCGCCAGCCGCGAGCCGCCAUUGCCUCUCCUGUGUUACUAGCGACGAAUCGCGGCGACGUGCAACCGUGUACGGUUUGGAGCCCGCGUUAUGCCAGCACGAGCAGCCGUCGGUGCAGUGCCUGCUGAGACUCAACCGUGACCUCGUGAACAUCUUCGACGACCCGGCCUGGGGUGUUCGUCGAGCCCGAAGAGAACAACAUCACCAACGUCCACGCCGUCAUCGUGGGUCCCGACAACACGCCGUACGAAGGAGGCUUCUUCCAUUCGUGCUCAAGUGCCUCCCCGACUACCCGGCCAGGCCGCCGCUGGUACGCUUCAUGACGACGGAUGCCGGAAGGGUGCGCUUCAGCCCGAACCUGUACAGCAGCGGGCUCGUCUCGCUCAGCAUCCUGGCACGUUUCCUGGACCCUCCUGGACUCCGGACAUGA
Molecule: messenger RNA, 456 nt
Organism: Rhipicephalus sanguineus (brown dog tick)
Lineage: Eukaryota; Metazoa; Arthropoda; Arachnida; Ixodida; Ixodidae
Product: ubiquitin-conjugating enzyme E2 Z-like
Exons: 2
Coding region: 1-456 (151 amino acids)
Source: RefSeq, a predicted model, not a curated record